GACUAACCAUAGACGUCUUUAAGCAAUUUACCUUGAAGGUGAACUCUUUACCGGUGUGUACGGGAGUGCAUAUUGCGAAACUUUAACCGUUCUUUUCGAACAUCUUGGUGAAAUUUACGGGACAGCUGUCAGUUAAGCAAACUCGAAAACGUGCACCGAAAACGGCGAGUCAGCUGUGGCUGCUAUUGGUCACAAAGUCGCCCUGGGCCCCUGAUUUCUGCUGUCCGGGUCCUCGAUUACUCAAGGGAUCGAAAGGAUAGAGGGGCUGCUCGGAUCGGGGACGAUGUCUCUCAUCAAGAAUACCCAGGGCAAUGCCACGCGAUCUCUCUAGCAAUACCGACUAAAGUUGCAUGAGAAUGGCAUGUAUUAACGGUCAAACCAUGUGCUACGUCUGGUUCUCUCACUAUGCUGUGUACUCCGUACAUCACUUACAUGGCUGAACCACAGGUUUAGACGGGGUAACGGACUGCAAAAAGGCAUCCAAACUCUUGGAAGGAUCGGUAUGGUUCCGUUUCAUUUUUUUUUUGAGAUGAGACUGCAUCGAGAGCGCCCAAACCUUGAUUAAUUGGCAUUGAAAAUGUCAUUGAUCACGCGCUUCCUCGAGUUGAAGUGGGAUAUCGACACUCUACACAUUCGACGGAAGAUGAGGAGGUGGAUUGAGUAACGGCCAUACUGACUGAUUGGUCCUCUUCGCGGAUGGUUCGAAUCGCAAAGCCUGCUCUAUAUACGAAUGCCGCCACAGCGGCUGCCAAAAGCAAGGAGGCAAGAAUGCAUCUGGUCGAUUCUCCUCGACCAUCGCGCCAGUACGGAGUAUCAAGUAUCCAGCCCCAUUCAUACGAAUGGAAAUUGUCGUCAAAGACCGGGAUCCAGCAUCCACGCGGCGUGCGUAAAUUCCAUGUUGCAGCACCUUGGCAGAUGAGCACGGAUGCCGUUCACGCCUGCCAAGCGACAAAAAACGCUUUACAGGGCAGUUGAUAGCGCAGGUAGGUGCCAACCCAUGGCUCCAGCCCUCACGGGGUGUGUUCCAUAUUUCGUAUCGUCCUUUUUUUUUUUUUUUUUGCUUUUGUUACCAGCACGAGAGACCCAGACGAUGGCCGUACUUCGCAAGUGUCCUGCCUGUACUCGCGUAAGGUCGAUCCAUCCUCGCUCGCUGGAUUUUCGGGCUUGCUUCCAGGCAGCUCCCGCUGGUCAUACCGGAGCACGAUAUGGCACA
This is a messenger RNA of Coccidioides immitis RS, 1213 nucleotides long. RefSeq lists its product as uncharacterized. The transcript has a single exon. The record is from RefSeq and is a predicted model, not a curated record. NCBI's taxonomy places the organism in Eukaryota, Fungi, Ascomycota, Eurotiomycetes, Onygenales, Onygenaceae. Bases 697 to 975 code for a protein of 92 amino acids.